Lycium ferocissimum is the source of this 1178-nucleotide messenger RNA. RefSeq names its product N-acylphosphatidylethanolamine synthase. Gene Ontology annotation, biological process: phospholipid metabolic process. The transcript has 5 exons. Lineage: Eukaryota; Viridiplantae; Streptophyta; Magnoliopsida; Solanales; Solanaceae. The coding region runs from base 70 to 927 and encodes 285 amino acids. The record is from RefSeq and is a predicted model, not a curated record.
AAAAAGAAGAGUAUAAAUUGGUGCUUAAAGAAAGGAAUUUAUGCCGCCGGGUUUUAACAUCUUAGAGACAUGGGUGGGGGGACGAUGGAGUGGGCUGCGAGAGCAAACCACCUUGGUGGUCUACCUAGGAAAUUGGUCAUCACUGCGGUUGGUACCUUCGCUAAGGUGGUUGCCAAUGUAAUGAACACAACCACUGUUCAUAACGGCGAUACCCUCAUCCACCUUGUUCGAUCUCGCCCUCCUGGUCUUCCUCUCCUUACCGUCAGCAAUCACAUGUCCACAUUGGAUGACCCAGUUAUGUGGGCAUUCAAAGGUUUUCCAAUUUGUAAUGCAAAGCUGGCUCGAUGGGUACUGGCCGCUGAAGACAUAUGCUUUAAAAAUAAAGUAUUGUCAUACUUUUUCCGGAUUGGGAAAUGUAUACCAAUAACAAGAGGGGGCGGAAUAUAUCAAGAACAUAUGAAUGAAGCUCUUGAUCGUUUGACUGACGGAGCCUGGUUGCAUACAUUUCCAGAAGGGAAGGUCUGUCCAGAGGAUGCUCCUAUAAGACGAUUGAAGUGGGGAACUGCCAGUCUCAUUGCUCGUGCCCCCGUGACUCCAAUUGUCUUGCCAAUUAUCCAUCAUGGUUUUGAAAAGGUUAUGCCUGAGAACUAUGCUUUUGGGAGAAGACCUCCAGUUCCUUUAUGGAACCAGGAGAUAAAAAUAGUUAUUGGUGAGCCAAUGGAAUUCAACCUUCCUGAACUCAGAGAGAUGGCUCUAUCUCAAUCUCGGGAUUCAUCAGCUUCCAGUGGACGGUGGCCAAGAACCAUCCUUGGUGGACUGGAUGAGGCAGCACAAAGAUGUCUAUACAUGACUAUUUCUGAUCAAAUUCGAACUACCUUGGAAAACUUGAGGAAGUUUAGUAAAUCUUACGUAAAGCCAAAGCAAUAAAGUUGGCGGUUUCAAAGCAUUUAAAAGGAAUUUGUAAGGUGCAUCAAGCUCAUAUUGUAUUGACUGAUUUGUAAUUUUUUGUUUCAAGAUUUUGAUAUUCUAGGGCUAGACUUUCAUCCCUUAAUUGAGGAUGUAGGGUAAGAUUUAGCGGUUCAGAAUCAUAGUAUCUUCCUUAUAGCUGUAAUUUUUGCAUUUUGAGAAUUUCAAUAUCAUUUGGUCAAAAAUGAAAGAUACCGCUUCAAUUCUUGAAA